This is a messenger RNA of Brassica napus (rape), 1598 nucleotides long. Its product is annotated as feruloyl CoA ortho-hydroxylase F6H1-3-like. The record is from RefSeq and is a predicted model, not a curated record. The transcript has 2 exons. NCBI's taxonomy places the organism in Eukaryota, Viridiplantae, Streptophyta, Magnoliopsida, Brassicales, Brassicaceae. Bases 149 to 1243 code for a protein of 364 amino acids.
UUUUGUUUGAAAUUUUUUCUUAAAGUUUGAGGUGCUCCCAUCAUAUGUAUCUAUAUAUAAUCUACACAACAGUGACAAAUGCAUAUCACCUUUUGUAUACCAUUCUCUUACUGUUUUUCAUAUAUAAAAAGAAAAGUAUAACAAAAAAAUGGCUCCGAUAGGGCUCACCGAUGUGGCUAUUACAGAUUUCGUAGUAAACCAACGUCACGGAGUAAAAGGUCUCGUCGAAGUUAUAUCUCCAAAGACAUUGCCUUCAUGUUACAUCCAACUCCCAGAAAAACGAGUCACCACUGAAAAACUCAUCAUGGAGGCCCCAACAACCGGCAAAGGUGCGUUGUCAGCACCUGUGAUUCCGGUCAUCGACGUUUCUGAUUGGAAAAACCCCACUGUUGCGGAGGAGAUCUGCGAGGCCGCUGCGACAUUAGGGUUUUUCCAGAUAGUGAACCAUGGAGUUUCGGUGGAUGAGCAAAACGAACUGAGAGCUGCUGGUCGUGGGUUUUUCGAUUUGCCGACGGAAGAGAAGAAACGUUAUUGGGAGGGAAGUUCAGUAUCGGAGACCGCUUGGUACAUGACAAGUUUCAAUCCCUACAAGGAGGCCAAGUUGGAGUGGAGAGACUAUCUCAAGUUUGAGUAUCUUUCCGACCAAGUGGACUUUUCUGCCACGUGGCCUACUGUAUGCAGGGACGAGGUUGUAAAUCAUUCCAAUAGGAUGAAGCCGAUAGGUAGGAAGAUUCUUGAAAUACUAAUGAACAAUCUAAACACAAGGAUGGAAGAACAAGAUCUAAUGGGAACUUUGAGGAUGAACGUCAACUACUAUCCCGAGUGUCCCGACCCGAAACUUACCGUAGGAACCGGUCACCACUGCGACAUCAACACCCUCACACUUCUUCUCCAGGACGACAUAUUAGGCAGCCUGUAUGCUCGAUACGGUGACAAGUGGCUCCAUAUCCCUCCAGUUAUGGGAGCCAUUGUGGUUAACAUUGGAGACAUGUUACAGAUUUUGAGCAACGAUCGGUACAAGAGCGUUGAACAUCUGGUGAUGACUAGUCGGUUUCUUAGCCGGAUUUCUUUCGCGUAUUAUUGCGGGCCGAGUUAUGACUCUGUUAUCGAACCGUUACGUGAGGUGCUAGAGAAUGGUGAGAAACCAUUGUACAAGGCCACGAUGUAUAAGGAUUACAUGAAAUAUUACUUUGCAAGGCCGCAUACGGGUAGCAAAACUAUCGAAUCAAUCAAGCUUCCAUGAAAAAACAAGAUGGACAAGAAAAAGAAAAAGUGACUUUAUGAUGAAGUGGUACAAGACAUUGACUUUGGAGGAACACCCUGUAGGGUGAGGAAGCCUAAGGUUAAGUCGAAAUCCAUGUCAACUUUCAGUUUCUUUUUUUUUUUUUGGUGAAAAACUUUCAGUUUCUUCUUUUUUUAAUUGGUAUUUUUUCGGCAAAUAACGGAAUGAUGCUCUGUUCCCGUGCUUUGUCGGGUCAGAGUAUAUCACUUCACUUUAAAGAAUGCAUAUUUGCUUCCAAGUUUGUAGUUUUGUACUAGUUGAAAUGCAUUACAAUUUAAGAAUAAAAGUAAAAUAAAGAAAAAGUAGAUUGUUAUUA